Molecule: messenger RNA, 1797 nt
Organism: Papaver somniferum (opium poppy)
Lineage: Eukaryota; Viridiplantae; Streptophyta; Magnoliopsida; Ranunculales; Papaveraceae
Exons: 2
Coding region: 1-1797 (598 amino acids)
Molecular function (GO): nucleic acid binding; RNA-DNA hybrid ribonuclease activity
Source: RefSeq, a predicted model, not a curated record
AUGCUUAAUGGAGGACCAAUUGGUUUUUUUGAUGUUGGUAGAGGCCUUAAACAGGGAGACCCACUUUCUCCAAUUCUAUUUAUUCUUGCUCAAGAUGUUCUUAGUAGGAAAAUUCAUCAAUUAGUCAUGGAAGGAAAAAUUCAACCAAUGGUGGUAAGAAAUGGUAUUCAUCCUACACAUAUAAUGUUUGCUGAUGACAUCUUCUUGUUUUGCAAUGGACGUAAGAAAAGCAUUGAAAAUUUGAAAUCACUUUUAAUGGAAUACCAAGCUGCUUCUGGCCAAGUUUUUAAUGCUACAAAAAGCAAAUGCUUUGUAGAUGGUACUUCAGAUACAAGAAAAAGACAGAUUGCAGAUUACUUUCAAAUAGAUCUUUCUUUUUUUCCUGACAAAUACCUGGGAGUCUUUCUUGCUCAAGGUAAAAUGAAAUCUAUACAUAUUUGGUAUUUGGUCGAUUAUAUGCAUCUUAGACUAGCUUCAUGGAGUGGCAAGAUUUUAAACUUUCAAGCUAGACUCACUUUGGUAAAUCAUGUUCUGAGUAGUAUUCCUAUUUAUAAUCUAUCCAUCUACAAAUGGCCUAGAAAAGUUCUAGAAGCUUGUGAAAAAAUCAUUAGGAACUACUUAUGGUCUGGCAAUGCUGAAGAAAGGAAAUGUAUUACUUUAAAGUGGGACAAUGUUUAUACUUCUAAAGAAGAAGGAGGUCUUGGUAUCAGAAAACUAGAAGAUGUGAACAAGGCUCUUUUAAUGAAAUUACUGUGGAAAAUUCUUAACUAUCAUGAUGAAUGGGCCAAUUUCUUUCUGGCUAAGUAUAUGGAUAUAAAUGGAAAUUGGAUUAACUAUUACAGGAAAUCCUCUGUGUGGAAUGGCAUUAAAUGGGUCCUUCCAGAAUUCAUUGAAAAUACUAGAUGGAUAGUUGAUAAUGACUUUCUUCAAUUCUUCAAUAUUGAUCAAUUACCUGUUCUGAAAGAAGGUGAAGACUUACUUAUCUGGUGUAACAGUCAUUCUGGGGUAUUCACUGUUUCUGAUGCUAUCAAUAAAAUUAGAAUUCACCAGCCUAAAUUGCACUGGUAUAAAAAAAUAUGGAAUUCUGCAGUGCUUCCUUCAACAUCUGCUAAUGUUUGGAAGAUUGCUAGAAAUGUUUGUGCAACAGAAGAAAAUCUGAGGAAAAAGGGUUUUCAAUUUGCUUCAAGAUGUUACAUUUGUCAUGAUGGAGAAGAUAGUAUAGAGCAUAUCUUGUGGAAAUGUGAUUUCAGUACCAGCUUGUGGAAUUGGCUUUCAAGUAUCUUUUUAUCUCCCAAACCAAAUUCUUUUGAGGAUGUGUUGAAAAUGCAUAAAAAUUCUAGUCCCGUGAUUAAAGAAUUAUGGAUUAUCAGUUCUUAUACUGCUAUGGUUGAAUUAUGGUUCUUAAGAAAUGCAAUAUACUAUGAUGCUGAGAAGCCUGUGUUAACCAAAAUACAGUUAAGAAUUGCUAGAAAAGUCCAUGAAUGUGAAGUUAGACUGAAAGGUGUUAUGUGGGGAACUGGUAUUGAGAAAUCAAUCUUACAAUUUUUUAACAUCCAAGUCAGGAAAAUGAGAAGAACAAUAAUUAUUGAAAUCUUUUUUUAUCUGCCAAAUGAGAAUGAAUUGUUGUUAUGCUGUGAUGGGGCUUCUAGAGGCAAUCCAGGUAAUGCAGACUACGGUUUUGUAGUAAGGAAUCAUGUUGGAGCAUUCAUUUUUGCAGAAUCUGGUGGCUUGGGGAUUACUACUAAUUAUGUAGAAGAAUUCAUUUCUUGUAUCAAGGCUUUAGAAUGGGCAGUUUAG